AACCGGCGCGCGCGUGAGGGCGGGGAAGCCGGCGCGCAGAUCUGGCGGUGAGCGCCGCAGCCCUGGGGCCCCCAGCCAUGUCGGCCGAGGAGAUGGUGCAGAUCCGCCUGGAGGACCGCUGCUACCCGGUGAGCAAGAGGAAGCUCAUCGAGCAGAGCGACUACUUCCGCGCCCUGUACCGCUCCGGCAUGCGCGAGGCCCUGAGCCAGGAGGCCGGCGGCCCGGAGGUGCAGCAGCUGCGCGGCCUCAGCGCGCCAGGCCUGCGGCUGGUCCUGGACUUCAUCAACGCCGGCGGGGCCCGCGAAGGCUGGCUCCUGGGCCCGCGCGGGGAGAAGGGCGGCGGGGUGGACGAGGACGAAGAGAUGGACGAGGUGAGCCUGCUGUCCGAGCUGGUGGAGGCGGCCUCCUUCCUGCAGGUCACGUCCCUGCUGCAGCUGCUGCUGUCCCAGGUGCGGCUUAACAACUGCCUGGAGAUGUACCGCCUGGCGCAGGUGUACGGGCUGCCCGACCUGCAGGAGGCCUGUCUGCGCUUCAUGGUCGUCCACUUCCACGAGGUGCUGUGCAAGCCCCAGUUCCACCUCCUGGGAUCUCCUCCCCAAGCCCCAGGGGAUGUCAGCCUGAAGCAGAGGCUGAGGGAGGCCCGGAUGACUGGGACUCCUGUCCUCGUGGCCCUUGGGGACUUCCUGGGGGGACCCCUGGCCCCUCACCCCUACCAGGGGGAGCCCCCGUCCAUGCUCAGGUACGAGGAAAUGACUGAGCGUUGGUUCCCGCUGGCCAACAACCUUCCUCCCGACCUGGUCAAUGUCAGGGGCUAUGGGUCCGCCAUCCUGGACAACUACCUCUUCAUAGUGGGCGGGUACAGGAUCACCAGUCAGGAGAUCUCCGCUGCGCAUUCCUACAACCCCAGCACCAACGAAUGGCUCCAGGUGGCCUCCAUGAACCAGAAGAGGUCUAACUUCAAACUCGUGGCUGUUAAUUCAAAACUCUAUGCCAUCGGAGGGCAGGCCGUUUCUAAUGUUGAGUGUUACAACCCUGAGCAGGAUGCUUGGAAUUUUGUGGCACCCUUACCCAAUCCUCUGGCUGAGUUCUCUGCCUGUGAGUGCAAGGGAAAAAUUUAUGUCAUUGGAGGAUACACUACCAGAGACCGGAACAUGAACAUUUUGCAGUACUGCCCCUCUUCCGACAUCUGGACCCUCUUUGAAACAUGUGAUGUCCACAUUCGCAAGCAGCAGAUGGUGUCUGUGGAAGAGACCAUCUACAUCGUGGGGGGGUGUCUCCACGAGCUGGGGCCCAACCGCAGGAGCAGCCAGAGCGAGGACAUGCUCACCGUGCAGUCCUACAACACGGUCACCCGGCAGUGGCUCUACCUCAAGGAGAACACGUCCAAAUCGGGGCUUAACUUGACUUGUGCGCUCCAUAACGACGGCAUCUACAUCAUGAGCAGAGACGUCACCCUGUCGACCAGCUUGGAACACCGAGUGUUCCUCAAGUACAACAUCUUUUCAGAUAGUUGGGAAGCAUUUCGGCGUUUUCCAGCCUUUGGACAUAACUUGCUGGUGUCUUCUCUUUAUCUGCCCAAUAAAACAGAAACAUGACUGAAUUGAAUUCGUAGAUGAAAGAAAACUGGUUCAAGAUUUUUUUUAAAAAACGUAGUGUCCCAUUGCAAGGGAGACUGAUUCCUAAAGGGUAAAGAAGGGUUAAAGUAGGUCACAUAUAUACAGUAGCAGCUGUAAAUAAGCUUACUUGAACUAAUUACUUGAAAACUUGUGGAAAAAAGAGACCAAUUUUGUUAUUUUUUAAAUUAUUGAUUUUUUAAAUUAUGGGAGCAAAUCCAUCUCCAGACAUGAUACUCUUGGGCCAAUGACGGAUCAUCAAAAUGUAGAUUCAUUGUGACUGCAUGGUAAAGGGCCACAGUCAAUAAUUGGAACAAAUGGUAAAGAUGAUUUUUAAAAUCUGUUGUAUUUAGGUCCCUUUACAGAUCAUUAGCACCUUAUGUGAGAGAUUUUCUUUUUCUUGCCAGUAUACUUGACAAGCAUUCAUAUUAACAUAUUCAUUCCCUCUUCUCCAUCAAGCAUACCCACACAUACAUCUAGUAUGUUUAAAAUAGGGUUCUGUGUUCAGAUAUUUUCUUUGCACACUACUUUUUAGGAAACUUACAAUGAUGGAGCCCUGCAGUGAAUCCUUGCCAGUGUUCAGUCCUCCUUAAAACUUGCAUAAAAACACUCUCAGCUAUGUUUCCAGCCUUCUUUGCAGGUACAAAUGCUGGAUUAAUAGAUUGAUAUAACCUCUUAUUUUAUUUAUGUGACAGAUUGCAUACUUAUGUGGUCACAUAGGUUGCAUUGCUAGGUGUUCUGUAUAAAGAGGAUAUGUUAUUUAGAAAAAAUGAAUAUAUGAAUAUUUUUAAAAAUUGAGUCUUAAAUUUAAAUGGGAAGGGAAGAAAACACCAAAUAAGACAAAAAUUUGCCUUUGAGAGUUACUUUUAUUGAAUGUAUUUGACUUAGUUCUUAUUUUAAGGCUUAAAAAAAGUUUAUCAUAUUUAAGUCAGGCAACUAAUUUAAACUUAGCUUUGUAAUUCAUGUUUUGCUUUUGUGGACUAAGGUAAGGACAGCAGUUAAACAUUUGUGCUGGAGUAAGAGGAAGAAACCCUUACAGAAGUGGAAUGGCUUCUGGUAGUAUUUCUGAAGUUAGGUAAAGUGCUUUUUACUUGCCUUGGUUGUUAAUUGAAAUAGAAUUCAGCUCAAGCAGCUGUUUUCACUGAGGGAGUUAACAAUAAAAGUUUCUGCCAAUCAUAGAUCAGCAUUCCUCAAAAAUAUAUAUACUCAUACUUACAGAAAUUUUAUUUUGAUUGAAAAACACUCUAAAAUUAUCUGAUAUUUUGUAAUGGAAUCAGUUAAACUGAGCUGGAUUCCAUCAUUCUGCACUAACAGCAGGCAGAACCAUUUAAGUUAGUGUGUGCCUCACUUUAAGAAAAUCCCGUUGCGGGAAAAAAACUGUCAGAGCAAAUUCAUGCAUUCAGCAAACACGUAUUGAGUGCCUGCAAUAUGCCGUCCACUGUGCAGAUGUAGGAUGGGGCUAAUUACUUAGAGUUCUUCAGUUUAUUAUAGGGGUCACUAUAGGGUUUCUUUACAACUAUGGUCUCUAGUAUAUACUUAAAAUAACCGUCCAGUUAUAAAAAGCCUAUUUGCACAACUUUUUUGGGAAUACUUCUAUUAAGUAAAAUGAGGUAAGCCAUUAUUUUGGACAUAGAAACAGAUCUUUGUAUCUUGUCACCAAAUAAUCUUAUCUCUGAAGUCUACUUAUAACUUUGUAAGGGUUUCUAAGCUGUGCCCAUUUAUUCCCAAAUAUUAAGCCCUUAAAAAGGUAACCUCUGAACAAAAAUCUGUGCCCAGUAAUAGUACUUAAUAGAUUUUAAUGUUAAUUUAUAUUCAUUAUAGAAUUGAAUUUCCAGUGACCUAUAUUUUAUUACAUAUAUUUUAAAAUCUAAUUUAUUUUAGAUGGUGUUAACUUUUUCUUGCUGAAGAGCUUAACUUUUUAAAGGCUUAGUCCUAUACAUUUAGAAGAUGAGUCAGUUGAAUUAGUACUGGACAAACAGUUGGAGAUUAGCUUGCAAAUAAGCACAUCAUAUCAAAUACAGUAUUCCUGCCAACCAGUUAAUUCUCUUCCUGAUUACAUUAUUUGGAUCUGUUUGCCUAAUCUUAACAAUUAGAUUCUUGGACCAAGUGUAGGUAUACUCUGAUCCGCAAAGCUCUUUUAUAAACCAGGUUUGGGUUGUGUGUAUGUGUGUGUUUGGAUAGUAUAGCUCUCUUUAGGACAGGCAUCUAUCAAGAUUUUGUUAUUCUGGGCUGCCAGCAGUACUUGAGAAAGGUAGAAUGUGCAAUAGGAACAGAUUUGUGCAUUUUGGGAUAUCCUUCCUGCCGUGCACAUCAGCUGUGUUGACAUUUUGAGGAUAGUUUUAAUUUAGCUGUCUUCUUGUUGGUGCCAGUUUACACUGAAGACCCUACCUAUGAUAGAGGCAACGUUGUUUUGAAAAUCUCCCUUCAUCCCCUAGGACUGUCCUUUACUCCUUGAUAGUAUCUCUCCAUUUUCUUCCCAAUUCUCUAAAUGCUUUAUCAUUUUUUUUCAGAGAUGCUUCUGAGGGACCCUGACCUCCCACUAUGGGGAUGGGGUUGCUUGGAGGACCUGGGGUGACAGCCCACUGACCAGAAGCACCCUAUUUUAUAAAUAGCGGCUUGGAUGGUGGAGGGUGAGUCUCAUGUGUGGGUUGUUAGAAGGCUGGUUCGGACGUCCUGUCAUUCUCUCUGGCUUUCCUUUCAACCCCCUCAGUUUCAGAGGCCUCUCCCCUUAGCAUCCUUUAAAAGGUUUUCUCAUGAAUGUCUACAAGAGUUGAUUAUUUUGACAGUAUAGGUUAAGUCACAACGACGAAGUACUGAGAAGGUUAUCAGUACCAGGAAAACAGAAGUCUUAAGAUUAGAAUGAGAACCAAAGAGAAUUUAACCCUGCCAUUUUUUUUAAACACCAAGAUCCUAAGUAAUUCUAAAUGCCUUAGAUAUCAAUGAAAGCUACACACCAUUGAGAUGAACAAAAUUCUCUCUCUGUGAAGGGAGUAAUCAAGUAAAUGCCUGUUCUCUUUCAAUGGACUGUUGCUUAUUGAGCAUUGUGGAUAAUGUGUUUUCAGAUUUCCAGUUCUGACCCUACCUGUUUGGCCAAAGAUGUAAAUUGAGAGGAAAGGCCUUGGUCUUCCUGAUCAGCCAGCAUUUAAUGAACAGUGGCUUAAUGCAGAUCACUCAAGAGGCAGCACAGCAGUGUAAAAGGAAUGUAAGUAGGAGUUGGAUGCCUUUUUCCUAGGCCAGGAAUGGGGAAUACAUAACAUCUGUGCCAUCGUUCUUCUAAGGAGGCAUUAUUGAAUGAGUGCAGCAUUCCUUUCCUCUGUGCCAGGAUUUGGUCUUAGAAUCCAUGUCAGAUGGGUGCUUCCAGACAUCUAUUCCCAAUCCAUCAGCUAUUUGCCACCCCUGCCUUAGACAGAGGAGUGAAGGAAUUAAGAGGGUAGACACCAACCAAAAUGGCUUUGAAAGCAAUAAGCUGAUUCAGCUCUAGUCCUGUGGUAACUAGAAAGUGUCUGUCAUGUGCAAGACAAUGCUAAGAACUGAGAAUGCAGAUAUAAAUGUCACAGUCCAUGACCUUGAAGAGCUCACAGCCUUAUAAAGAGGUUCACUGUAAUUGUCUUCACCAGGGCGUCCUUCUCAAAGAUGCCUACUUUUGUCUGGCACAUAGGGGCAUGGUGGUCUGGUGGUCCCUUCCAUCUUGGCCCAAUCUAUCCUUUGUUUUUGUGAUUUACUAACAAUUACCAUUAACCAGUUUUGUUUUUCUUUUCAAUUUGAACAUCACAUCCUGUGUUUUAGUUUUUUCCUCUAUGCUUUUCUCUCACUGCUUUUCAUAGUCUUCUGUGUACUUUAUUAUUAUGAAAAAAAUGAAAAUCAUAUGUAAUUUGCUUUAUUUUAAAAUGCUCACUAAGCACUGCAGACUUUGCAGUUGGGGUCCCAGCUGCUUGGUCCAGUGGAAAGGAAGAGUGAAGCCAGGGAAGUUAGUAUCCAGGAGGGGCAAGUUGAUUGCAUGUGCAUUUAUACCUAUGCCUUUAAAACAUUCCCAUAAAAAGAAUAAAGAAAUUUCCAUUCUGCACUAGUACCGACGAAAAGACACUUGAUUUUGCCUUGUGAUAAUUAUCAAAGGAUAGUUUUUCAUCCUUAGGUUUAAUUCACAUAAGAGCUUUUUUUUUCUUUGUUAACUUAGGAACACAUCAGUUCACAUCAGCUGACAUGUUGCUGACGUCUGUACUUGACAUAACCAUUUUUAUUCCUACAGGAACCAUUAAAUAUAAAAAAUGGUCAAUUUUGAAGAGCAAAAGGGUGCUGAAAUGACUUGUAGGGUUGGCUGGUGCUUUUUCAAAUGGAUUGCUGUAGUUUAUUACUCGUAAAGAAAAGGAAAAUGUGAUUUACGUUAUUGUCGUUUUUUCUAUUUAAAAAAAAAAAAACCUUAAGAAUGGGGCACUUUAGCUGUCCCCACAAUGUUUUCAUAUCUAGUAGUCAUUUUAGGGAAAGUGAUAAUCUGUAGAAUGAAUAGUUAUGUUUUGAUAUGACCGAUACUUUCUUUGUUAAAAAGGUUGUAUUGUCUUCAAUUUCAAGUGUAGCUUAAAGUGUAAACAUUAUGUGAUUCAUUUGAAUACAAGAAUGCCUAUGAAGUACUCACUAUAACAGCAUUCCUUUUGUGUUUAGAACUAUAGAAGAAAAGAUCUUCAAAUAAAGUAGUUCUCAGUCA
Molecule: messenger RNA, 6312 nt
Organism: Cebus imitator (Panamanian white-faced capuchin)
Lineage: Eukaryota; Metazoa; Chordata; Mammalia; Primates; Cebidae
Gene: KLHL42
Product: kelch like family member 42
Exons: 3
Coding region: 78-1595 (505 amino acids)
Molecular function (GO): protein binding
Source: RefSeq, a predicted model, not a curated record